UUUUUUUUUCUAUUACAACCAUGUCAACAUAUCAACUCUUACCACAAGUAAAAGUUUCACUACAACAUAUACUUGACCAUACAAAAGAACUCGAUCAUCCAUUAGUAGUAGCAGUUUCAGGAAUUCAAAAGAUAGGGAAAACUUCUUUAUGUUAUACUUUAGCACAUGUUCUCGAACAAGAAUACGGUUUAUCAACAACUGUUUUAUCAUUAGAUCAACAUCAUCAACACCCAACAACAAAAAAGUCAAUAUUGGAUAUAUUGGAAACUCUCAAACAUUGGAUACAUAUCAAGACAUACUCUAUUAUUCUUAUAGAAGGCACUUUAUUAGGAUUUAAACCGUUACCACCCACUCACGAUGUAUGGUCUCAAUUAGUAUCACGGACAACAGAUGAUGAUCAUUCUCGCUCUUUAAAAAGAUUCAAUCAAUCACUCAUACCAUUGGAAACUCAUUUAUAUCCAUUGAUCGAUCUUUUUAUUCAAUUAUCACCAAUCCGAUUGGAAAAUUGGACAUUGGGGACUCACUUAACUACAUAUCAGCUCUAUUUGCAUCGAUUAAAUAGAUAUGGCUUUUUCGAUCAACAAUUUACCACUAUCAAUGAUACCACCAACAACAGGUCAAGGCAUUUAGUAUUAUUAUUGGAUGAUGAUCGCAAACUAGUACAACAUCAUCAAAUUCUGGAUGGUUUAGGACAACAACAACAAGAAUCAAUAUGGUCAAGGAAAGGUACAAAUUCGAUAGUGGGAACAAGGACAAGUUUGAAAUGGCUCAGUGGUUCUCAUUUUAGCAGUCAUGAUCGAUGGCUAUUAACUUCUAUAGUACGACAACAACGAAAAUAUAUCUUGGCCACAUUGAAUCCUAAAGUACUUUUUAGUUUUGUUAUGAUGAGUUUAUUGGGUGUUUUAGGUUAUUCUCGUCGUUUAUCCUUUAUAUUUGAAAUCGUCAAUAAAUUAUAUCAUGUUGUGUCUUUUUAAACACAGUAGCGCAUGG
Molecule: messenger RNA, 990 nt
Organism: Halteromyces radiatus
Lineage: Eukaryota; Fungi; Mucoromycota; Mucoromycetes; Mucorales; Cunninghamellaceae
Exons: 1
Coding region: 21-974 (317 amino acids)
Source: RefSeq, a predicted model, not a curated record